AUGGCAUGGCUUUAUGAUGAGGGGUGUAGGGCAGUGGUGGCAGAGUCAUGGGAGGAAGGAAAAGGUGGUGGCACACAGAGUUGCAUUAAACAUUGUGGAAACCGCCUGUCCCGAUGGGGUGGAGACCGGUAUCACAAGUUUGGAGAGAAAAUUCGGCUGCUUCGUAAGGGGCAGGAACGAUUACGGGGAUGCACUGAUCCAACUUCCCUAACUGAAUACAAUCGGCUGGAGGAGUCCUUGUCUCGGUUGGAGGUCCAGGAGGACGUAUAUUGGAGGCAGAGGGCCAAGCAGCACUGGCUAAAGAAUGCUGAUGCAAACACCAAAUUCUAUCACAGGUAUGCCUCUCAUCGAAAAAGGAAAAAUACUUUACAUAGACUUAUGAAUGGUGAUGGGGAAUGGGUGGAGGGAGAUGAUAUGUCAGGUGUAGUGUUGGAAUAUUUCAAGCAAAUCUUUGCAACAGAAAAUCCAAGGAAUGGUGAUCUUAUAUUUGAUAAUGUUAUGCCACGAGUCACACAAGCACAGAACGAAUGGCUAAUUCGGCCAUUUGAGGUGGAUGAAGUAAAAUCUGCUCUGUUUUCAAUGUUUCCUGAUAAAGCACCGGGCCCGGACGGAAUGAAUCUAGGGUUUUAUCAGAAUUUUUGGGAUAUUGUAGGUGGGGAUAUUUCGAGUUUUAUUGUUAAUUGUUUGAAUACGUGCUCAUUUCCCCCGGGUCUCAAUGACACUGAUGUGAGGAUGAAACCCCUAAUGAAUGAUAUUAUAUCUGAGUCACAAAGUGCAUUCAUAUCUGGUAGAUUGAUUACGGAUAAUAUCUUGGUGGCCUUGGAGGUAGGGCAUUAUUUGAAUAGAAAGCAGUGUGGGGCGGUAGGUUGGAGUGCUCUGAAAUUGGAUAUGGCCAAAGCCUAUGAUCGUAUGGAAUGGCCUUUUCUGAGAGUUUCAUAUAGCUUUUUGGUGAAUGGAACACGAAGUGAUGCAAUUAUGCCAACUAGAGGAUUGAGACAAGCAACUGGUCAGGAGGCUAUUGAGAUAAAAAACUGUCUAUCACUGUAUGAGAAGUUGUCUGGACAGAAGGUCAAUUUUCAGAAAUCAAGUAUAUGUUUUAGCAGGAAUACAACUGAUGAAAAGAGGAAUAAUGUGGCGCAGGUGUUGGAGGUAAUGCAGGCUCCUAACUUUGGAAAAUAUCUUGGCUUGCCAUCAUUUAUUGGUAAAAAUAAGAAAGCAGCAUUUGCUUACAUUGAGGAUAAGAUCCGGCAGAGAAUAGGAUCUUGGAAUAAGAAAUUGUUAUCACAGGCUGUGUUUGUCUGUACCGCCAUUGAGCGUCUUAUGAACCGGUAUUGGUGGGGAUCUGGGACUGAUAGAAAGAUACAUUGGACAGCUUGGGAUAAGCUAUGCCUCCCUAAGAAAUAUGGUGGAUUGGGCUUUAAGGAUCUUAAAGCUUUUAAUGUGGCUCUUCUGGGUAAGCAGGCAUGGAGAUUGCUUACUAACACAGAAUCAUUGGUUUCAAAAGUUUAUAAAGCCAGAUACUAUCAUAGACUCUCGUUUAUGGAAGCAGAACUGGGGAAUAAUCCUAGUCAUUGCUGGAGGAGUAUUAUGGCUGCAAAAAGCCUAGUAUGUAGUGGUGUGAAAAGGAGGAUUGUGAAUGGAAAUUCAACCUCUGUGUGGAAGCAUCCCUGGUUACAAGAUGAGGAGGAUCCCAUGAUCCAAACAGAAAUGCCACCCCAGCUGGCUGAUGCUAGAGUAGCCAACCUAAUUGAUCAGGAGACAGGAACAUGGGAUUAUCAUUUACUUACUGAUAUUUUUAAGCCAGAUGAUGUGUCACGAAUCUUAAAAAUACCAGUCUCCCAGGAAUACAAGGACCAAUGGUAUUGGCAUGGGGAUCCCAAUGGUUACUACUCAGUGAAAAAUGGGUACAGACGUAUUAUUGGAAAUUAUGACAGUAGUAUGAACUCGGGGUUUAAUAAAUGGCUCACUUUAUGGAAGCAAAAAAUACCGCCCAAAUGGAGAAUUUUUAUAUGGAAGGCCAACUUGCGUAUUAAAAGGGUGGAUAUUCUGAUGGAAUUCUCUACGCAGCUGCAAUACUAUACUACCUAUGGAAAGCCCGAAAUGGAGCAGUAUGGGACGCUUGUUUGGCUUACCCAAGGAAGACGCUGGCUAUGA
Ipomoea nil (Japanese morning glory) is the source of this 2154-nucleotide messenger RNA. RefSeq lists its product as uncharacterized. The transcript has 6 exons. The coding region runs from base 1 to 2154 and encodes 717 amino acids. Lineage: Eukaryota; Viridiplantae; Streptophyta; Magnoliopsida; Solanales; Convolvulaceae. The record is from RefSeq and is a predicted model, not a curated record.